Messenger RNA from Linum trigynum, 2351 nucleotides. NCBI's taxonomy places the organism in Eukaryota, Viridiplantae, Streptophyta, Magnoliopsida, Malpighiales, Linaceae. The record is from the annotation of a GenBank genome assembly.
AAAUGGCCAAAUAAUUGUUGUCCAUAAAUCAACUAGCAAUGACAUGGGCGUUAUUGUUGGAAGUCGUUCUAUUGUGCAAUGAUCACUUUCAUCGAGGACAUUCCAGAUGAAACCUUACGUCGCAGCAGAAUCUCUAUACUUCAUUGAAUUUUUCGUCGCGAAUACUCACUUUUAGCGACGCCACAUUCGUUGCGAAGUGCAUUUUUUGCGAUAUUAAGCAUCAUGGAAUACUCACUUUUAGCGACGCCACAUUCGUUGCAAAGUUCAUUUUUUGGAUAUUAAGCAUCAUGGAUGACUCGUCUGUUUACAACCAAUGAUAGUUUUGGCGACGACAUGUUAUUCUACAUUACAAAACACUAGGGUAACGUGUAAUAUGCGAAAAGCGUAGCCUCUUGGUGACGAAUACAAUUGUUCGCACAAAAGCCCAAUAUUAGGCCCAAAUAAUUGAGAGUCCAGACUUAAAAGAUGCGGCCCAUAAAGGAAAAUCACGAAAGAUGAGUUCAAUCAGCCGAAAGGGAAAAACGGCCAGAAGCCCAAAAAUGUGGCGCCAACGACGUUUGACUGUUUGAGUUGGGCGCAAAUUUGGAGGCGGGAGAUCAAUUCCCUACGGACACAUUUUGCCGCGAAGAAAACCCCUUCUUCCCUUUCCAUAUCUGUACCUAUUUUUCCCCUAAUUCUCAACUUCAAAUCACUCUUCUCAGUUCUCACCUGCAGUAACAAAUUGUCCUCUCAAUCGCCGAUUUCGAAUCAGUCGGAAAAAUCUUCAAUCCUGAAAAACAAUGCCUUCUCUCGCCGUUUCCCGAUCCGCAGAAGAAUCGCUUACUCCUCAGAAGCGGAGACUGAGAUCCAACUCCACGGCGGCGCCGGAAACCCCGAUAUCUGCUCCGACGAAGCGGAAGUCGCCCCGCCGAUGUCUCGACUCCUCUCCCUCUUCUCAUCCCACCGUCUCAACAAGGAACGAUUCAAUUGGACAGAUUUCGAACUCAUCGAAAUCGCUUGCUGAGGAAUUGAGCGACGAUUUCUCUGCGAAACUGAACUGGAAUCCUAGUGAUGCAUCGCAAGUGAGCGCGGUGAAGGAGGUGCUGCACGUAUCGACAGCUCCCCCAACAAUCGUUUGCCGCGAAGAAGAGCAGAGAAGAGUGUUUGAUUUCUGCAAGGCUUGUGUUCAGAAGGAACAAUCUGGGAGCUUGUAUAUGUGCGGAUGCCCUGGGACAGGGAAGAGUUUGUCAAUGGAGAAAGUUUCGAAUUGGCUGAUUGAAUGGGCCAGAGAUGGUGGGUUUGAGGCUCCAGAAGUACUUUCGAUUAAUUGUACCGCGCUUACGAGCUCUUCUCAGAUUUUCGGCAAGAUAGUUGAUAAUGGCUAUGUGAAAGUGAAGACCAGUGGAACCACUGUCCCUUUGCAACAUCUCCAGAACUUGUAUUCUCAAAAGCAGCAAUCUUCAAGUUCAAAGAUGCUCCUCAUAAUUGCUGAUGAGUUGGAUUACCUAAUUACCAAAGACCGAGCUGUCCUUCAUGAUCUUUUCAUGCUGACAACUCUACCUUUCUCUAGAUGUAUACUGAUAGGAAUAGCAAAUGCCAUAGACCUUGCUGACCGUUUUCUUCCGAAACUGCAGUCAUUGAAUUGUAAGCCCUUGGUGGUAACUUAUCGAGCCUAUUCGAAAGAUCAAAUACUCCAAAUCCUUCAGGAGAGACUCAAGGCACUACCUCAUAUAGUUUUCCACCCACAAGCUUUGGAGCUAUGUGCCAGAAAAGUUGCAGCUGCAUCUGGUGACAUGCGCAAAGCACUUUCUGUUUGCAGAUCUGCAGUUGAGGUUCUGGAAGCAGAAGUAAGAGACUCUACGAAUAACAUGGACUCAGAUACUCAAGGAAAUUCAGUUGUGAAAAUUGAUCACAUGGCAGCUGCUCUAUCAAAGGCAUUCAGGACACCAGUAAUCGACACCAUUCAAUCCCUUCCUCAGCAUCAACAAAUAAUCCUAUGCUCAGCUGUUAAGUUCUUCCGUGGAGGAAAGAAGGAUACUGUAGUAGGAGAGCUGAACAAAUCUUAUGUCGAGACGUGCAAAUCAAGAAUGAUCCCACCAGUUGGAAUUUCCGAGUUUCUGAGUAUGUGCAGAGUGCUGAAUGACCAGGGACUAGUGAAACUAGGACAGUCUCGUGGUGACGAUAAACUAAAGAGGGUAACCUUAACCGUUGAUGAAGCUGACAUCAACUUCGCAUUGCAGGGAGUUCGUUUCUUUAGGAACUGUCUGCAAUAGAAGUGCCAAUUCUACAACUUUGACAGAUCGAAGAGCCAAAAUCGCCAAUGGAGUUCCAAGUAGAGAAAGGGAAAAGGGAAAUGAAACAAAGACCAAACA